CCUCGCAGUGUCUCUUUUGCUCUCACUGAUGAUGCUGAACAUGCUCAAUAGCCCAGUAACAGCAUCUUCCAUUGUAGAUUGCUGUCUUGGUUACAUAAAAGGGAGGGUACCAAUGAAACAUAUCGCUGGCUAUGUGGAACAAAAUUCCAAUGAAAUGUGUGACAUUGAUGCCAUUAUACUCCAGACUUUUGGAGGACUGCAAUACUGCACCAAUCCCAAACGCACCUGGGUGAAAAUUGUAUUGAGACGGCUGAGCAAAAGACUGAAGGAAAUGUCGAAUCAGAGCUAAAUUGCUUUGCCAAUUUUAAACUAUUUCUGUUAAGAGCUUUACUUUUAGAAAAAAAGCAUCCCUGCAUAGCAUCUAUGUAACAAUGUAUUGCUUAAUUGCUUGAAGGCAGUAUAAGCCAUUAAUAGUUAUUCACAUUGUGAAUAUAUUGUAAAUGUUCAG
Molecule: messenger RNA, 448 nt
Organism: Callorhinchus milii (elephant shark)
Lineage: Eukaryota; Metazoa; Chordata; Chondrichthyes; Chimaeriformes; Callorhinchidae
Product: C-C motif chemokine 20-like
Exons: 4
Coding region: 29-289 (86 amino acids)
Biological process (GO): immune response; cellular response to tumor necrosis factor; lymphocyte chemotaxis
Cellular component (GO): extracellular region
Molecular function (GO): chemokine activity; CCR chemokine receptor binding
Source: RefSeq, a predicted model, not a curated record